CUCAGCUGGGGAGAGCUGCUUUAACGCCUCUGGAGAAUUUUCUGCUUUUCAUUGGCUUUGACGCAAAACGACACUUGCAGACUGUGGAGGGUGGAGCAAACAAAGGUGUGUCUCUCUCCCCUUCAGGUAAAACACACACAUUCAUACGGACACACUCACACAUAGACCAUGGUUACGGACACUCCAGUAACACAGAGGAGGGUUAACUGUAAGAACAAGGUGAGAGUGACUUUAAAUGCGACAUCAUUAAGCCAGCAGAGAAACAUCCUGUCAUGUUCUCUGCUCUGUGACACACCUGUGAGGACGACAGCUCGCACCUGUGGCCGGAGAGUUUUAACAUGUUGGAGAGUGGCUCUACUAAGAGAGGACAAAGUGUCCCUCCAGAUCAGAGCACGGUGGAAGUCGGGGAUCCGGCAGAAAGCAGAAGAUGGUGCGAUCUUUCGCGACGUCACUUCUUCUUCAUCUUGGUGGUCGGAACAGUUUUGUUUGUCUACAGCACAAACAUGACGGAAAUGUCGUCAGACUGGAACCCUCAAUGGCUUAAAAACUACAAUGCAAAAAAAUUCAAAAUACCUCAACCCGCUGCUGUCAGGAUUACAAAUAAGGAUAUCUCACCAACAUCAGCGGUGACGAACAUUACGACUUCAGAAAACAAAUCUGAGCCCCAAACUCCGCCUCCUUACAAAUCUCCAGGACCGUACUUAGUGGAGUACCCCUACGAGUACCACUUCACCAUAAAUGAGCCAAACAAAUGUGAGCAGCAGAAACCCUUCCUGGUUCUGAUAGUUCCUGUGGCGCCCCACAACAGGGCGCACCGCGACAUCAUCCGCAGCACGUGGGGAAAUGAGGCCCUGGUCCUGGACAAAGUGGUGAACCUGUUCUUCCUGCUAGGGCAGCAAAACGGGGAGGGGGCAGAACAGCUUCAGGAGCAGCUGCUGCAGGAAAGCAAAGAGCACGGAGAUCUGAUCCAGAGCAACUUCAUAGACUGCUACAAGAACCUGACCAUCAAAACCAUGGUGAUGAUGGAGUGGCUGGACUCGCACUGCUUGGGCACCUCGUAUGCCAUGAAGAUUGAUUCAGACAUGUUUCUCAAUGUGCCCAAACUGGUCAGCAUGCUGUCAAACGUUCCAAAGACAAACUACCUGACAGGACUAGUGGCGAGAGGAGGUGCUGUCCUGAGAAAUAAAGCCUCGAAGUGGUACGUACCAGAGUAUAUUUACGCCCAAGCAUAUUACCCACUCUAUGCUUUGGGUCUAGGCUAUGUUUUUUCUGUGGACCUUGCCAAAAAGCUGGUGGAGGCUGCCAGACAUGUUAAACCUAUCUACAUUGAAGACGUGUAUUUAGGGCUGUGUAUGCAGUACUUAAACAUCCCCCCCACUAACCCUCCAAACUGGGGCUAUUUUCAUGUUUUUCCUGCGCAAUACAGCCGCUGCACAUACUCCAAGCUAAUAGCCACAACGACAAACCCAAGCCUGGAUCGUGUGUGGGCUUGGAAAGACUAUAAGAAACCUGGAAAAUACUGCUGAUCUGGAUUAUGUCAUAAAACGGCUGAUGAACGGUGUAAUAUGUUAUUACAAUGAAGACUGAAUUCCUCAUUCAUGCUUGACCAAAAGGAGGACCUAAAGGAGAUGUCCGCACAUCCAAUUUCUGAUGAAAUAAGUGCGUAAGAAAUGAAACUGUCACUUUGAAAAUAAAAAAAUCCUGCGAUAAUCAAGAACAGACUUGACAAAGAGGGACUGACAACGUUGGGAUCUUUUCUAAUAAAUUGGUGAUGCCUAGCAAGAUUAGGGUGUGGGAUCUUUACUUUCUUCUCCAAAAGACAUAAAAUGUUAAUUACUUGCCUGCAGCCUUCAUUUUGAAUGUCUAACUGGAUGUGGGAUAGCAUUUUGCUAACAUGAAAGCUUUCUUUUAACUGUCACACCUGAAUAACUGGAUUUGCCCCCUGCUGGCCAUAAUAGAGACUGCAGGUUUGAGGUGCUUCAGCAUUGAUUUCACUUUGGAGAGUAGAAGCUACGUCCACUUCCUAUGAACAGUCGAUGUUUUAUAACCAGCAAUGUCAGAAUCAUUUUUCUGACCUGCUGUUUUGAAAAUAGUGAAAGAGAUGGAGCCAGAAGGUUAAAAACAUGUACAAAUAUAUCUUUCUAUUUUUUAUGGACGGUUGGGGAUUUAACUUAUAUGAAGGAAAAAAAUGGUAACAUAAGGAGUGUUGGAUUUAUGAAGGUUGUUUGAUGUCUAAAGUAAAGAUGAAUUUUACUAGAGCUCCAAUAAAGUUAAUUCUGUGGCCUUCAAUGUGAUUUCACUGCUUUGUGGAUUUUUGGCAGCAGAGAAACGCUGCUCUCACUCAUGGAUCUGGAAGCGUGUUGAGACACAUUGCAGUUUCCAGAGAGGAUAUGUGUUUGUUAUUCCUCCUCAUGACAGGGUAGGGCGGAGACUAUAGCCAAUGAAAAGAAAUUCUCAUGAUGUUAUCUGAAAGAGAGUCCGCCUGUUAAGUCUUUAAACAGGAGCGGUAAAAAUGGAGAGACAGAGUUUGUUGAUCAUCUUUACAAGUUUGUAAAGGAGUUAUGUUACUUUCACUGAAACGUAAUUUCAUCACCCACACAUUUACAAAGGGGGAGAACAGUCUGACUGUGUGUGUAUGUGGAGAUCCCGCUGUGCCGUAACGCAAUGUGACUCCAUAAUACGCCGUCACAGAAUCAAUAUGAAUGUAGAAAGACGUGAUGGCGGCUGAGCCAGGCACCAUGGCCAAAAAGGCAGUUUCAAAAGGGUCACAGACUCGUUUCAGGCUUUUCACUGAAUAUUCGGGGGAAAAGUUUUCAACAUUUGAUACUUUAAUACUCUUUUGAACCACGUGUUUGAAAACGAAUCAACCUCAAUUGUUUUGAUGAUCAGUAAUAUUGAAACGAACCGAAGCAUUAAAAAAA
This is a messenger RNA of Labrus bergylta (ballan wrasse), 2921 nucleotides long. RefSeq names its product beta-1,3-galactosyltransferase 1. Gene Ontology annotation, molecular function: N-acetyl-beta-D-glucosaminide beta-(1,3)-galactosyltransferase activity. Gene Ontology annotation, cellular component: Golgi membrane. The record is from RefSeq and is a predicted model, not a curated record. NCBI's taxonomy places the organism in Eukaryota, Metazoa, Chordata, Actinopteri, Labriformes, Labridae.